Vanessa atalanta (red admiral) is the source of this 736-nucleotide messenger RNA. RefSeq names its product calexcitin-2-like. The coding region runs from base 25 to 576 and encodes 183 amino acids. NCBI's taxonomy places the organism in Eukaryota, Metazoa, Arthropoda, Insecta, Lepidoptera, Nymphalidae. The record is from RefSeq and is a predicted model, not a curated record. Gene Ontology annotation, molecular function: calcium ion binding. The transcript has a single exon.
GAUCAUAUCUCAUUCGCUACAAAGAUGGUGUCCGACUUCAGAAAGAAGAAGCUCCUUCAUGUCUUCAACUCAUUCUUCGACAGGAACGCUAGCGGAUCCAUUGACAAGAAGGACUUCGACCUAGCUAUUGAAAACAUUACCAAGUUGCGAGGCUGGCCCGCUGGUGAUGCUAAGUACAAGGAAGUCCAGACCGCCUUACUGAAGAUUUGGGAAGGACUUCAGGGUCGUGCUGACGCUGAUAACGAUGGCCAAGUAUCCACCGAUGAAUGGAUUUCAAUGUGGGACGAAUACGCCAAAAACCCUGCGGCUCCUCUCGAGUGGCAGAACCUUUACUGCAAAUUCAUCUUCCAGCUUGAAGAUGCCAGUGGCGAUGGAGCUAUUGAUGGCGAAGAGUUUUCUUCUGUCUACGCCUCUUUCGGACUAAACAAGGAUGAUGCCCUUGCCGCCUUCAGGAGCAUGUCUAAGGGAAAAGCUAAUGUCUCUUGGACUGAAUUCCAGGAUUUGUGGAAGGAAUACUUCACAACGGAAGACCCUAAUGCUCCAGGAAACUUCAUUUUCGGAAAAUCGAGCUUCUAGUUGAACUAGUGACAUCGCUUGUAGAACGCUUUUCUCGAUUUGUUGCGUAUGAUGUGGAUAUGGAAGUGAAAUUGAGGCUGUGUGGAUUUUAAUUUAUAACGCAUUCGGCUUUAGAUCUAAGAAAUUAGAAAAAAAUUACAUUGAUGCAGUGAAGUGUACA